Messenger RNA from Rhizophagus irregularis DAOM 181602=DAOM 197198, 753 nucleotides. RefSeq lists its product as uncharacterized. Gene Ontology annotation, biological process: protein insertion into mitochondrial inner membrane. Gene Ontology annotation, cellular component: mitochondrial inner membrane. The record is from RefSeq and is a predicted model, not a curated record. Lineage: Eukaryota; Fungi; Glomeromycota; Glomeromycetes; Glomerales; Glomeraceae.
AUAGUUAAGCAAAAUUUAUCCAAAUUAUCAUCUCCCAAUCAAAUGUCACCUCAAAAAAUUUGUAUUUAGUUUGUUGAUAACGAAACAAAUAUAUAAUUAAAGAUGUCUUUUCUUCCAUUUGGAGGCGGUGGUUCUUCACAACAGACAAUAAAUCAGCAAAAUGUUGCUAUACUAGAACAAGAAUAUGAAGCUGUAACUGAAACAUUUAAUAGAAUUGUGGAUUCUUGUUUUAAAAAAUGUAUUCCUCCAAAAUAUAUUGAAGGUGAAUUAAAUAAAGGCGAAUCUGUCUGUAUUGAUAGAUGCUUUUCUAAAUAUAUUGAUGUUACAACAAAAAUUGGUGAAGCCUUAACUAAAAAAGGACAGGAAGCGGGUGCGAGGACUGGUGGUUUCAGUGUAUAAAGUUAAUUUUCAAGCUGAUUCGUUUAAACCAAUUUUUUACUAAUAAAAUUUAUUAAGAUGUAAAAUUCAAACAACUACAUAAUUCGCUGUAAAAAUCUUAAAUUAUUUUGACAGACAGUAUGUCACCGUCCUCCAAAUCUGUAUUUAUUAAUUUUUCAUGAGGUGACAAACGCUCAUCUUCAAAUAUUAAAUUAAUCUCUCUACUUUUUGAUACCCCUUUUAUUAUUCGAUAGCGGUCAAUUACCUCUUGAAUUGUAAGUGACUAUAAAAAAGGAAAGUGUUUAACUUAAUUGAAGUAACUGUACUGUAACGGGUUUAAGACAAGACUUACUUUUUUGAUUUUAAGCUUUUCAA